CACGCGCACGUCGUGUCCACUUGACACACCUGAGGUCUAGGCAUAAGGAAGAUGCUGGCACAGUGAAGCCAGCCAACAACCAGCCAUGCUCCGAGCUCGGCGCUUGCUCGCGCAAGGCGCUGUGGCCACCUGGGGACAAUGCGCCGCUGCAGCUGAAGCUACUCGGGAUUUAGCAGCGAUUCGCUUCGAUGGAGCGGCCGGACUGAGUGCACGCGCAAUUACGGGCAGCUCUUUGGCUGAGGAGGACGACAAAGCUGGCCGGCCGACUACGCCAUGGGUUCGACAAGUCAUCAGCGGGGUGGAUCUGAUGCGCCAUCCCAAGUACAACAAGGGGCUCGCCUUCUCUGACGCGGAGCGCGACCGGCUGUACCUGCGCGGCCUGCUGCCGCCGGCGGUGCUGAGCCAGGAGGUGCAGCUGGAGCGCACGCUGCUCAACAUCCGCAGCAAGGACUCGGACCUGGAGAAGAGCACCUACAUGCAGAGUCUGCAGGAGCGCAACGAGCGGCUGUUCCACCGCGUGCUGGUCGAGAACAUGGAGGAGCUGCUGCCGGUGGUGUACACGCCCACGGUGCGCCUGGCCUGCCAGAAGUACGGCCUGAUGUUCAAGAGCCUGCCGCGCGGCCUGUUCAUCACGCUGGAGGACCGCGGCCGCGUGUUCCGCAUCCUCAAGAACUGGCCCGAGCGCAACGUCAAGCUGCUGGUGGUGUCGGACGGCGAGCGGGUGGGCGACCUGGGAGACCUGGGCGUGCAGGCGGUGGGCGUGCCCAUCUCCAAGAUCAGCCUGUACACCGCGUGCGGCGGCAUCAGCCCCUCCAUCACCAUGCCGGUCAUGGUGGACGUGGGCACCGACAACGAGGAGCUGCUGCGGAGCCCCUUCUACGUGGGCGUGCGCCACAAGCGGGUCCGCGGCGACCCCUACUACGAGCUGAUGGACGAGUUCCUGACCGCCGUCAAGAGGCGCUUCGGCAACACGGUGCUUGUGCAGUUUGAGGACAUGGCGUACGACAACGCCUCCAAGCUGCUCAACAUGUACCGCACCGAGUUCCCCUGCUUCAACGACGACAUGAGCGGCACCGCGGCGGCCGUGCUGGCCGGCGUGCUGGCCGCACUGCCGCGCACAGGCGGCCGCCUGGCGGACCACCGCAUCGUGUUCGUGGGCGAGGGCGCGGUGGUGGCCUGCAUCGCCGAGCUGUUCGCCACCGCGGUCGCCACCGCCACCAACCAGACGGUGCUGGACGCACGGAAGCGGAUGUGGCUGGUGGACUCACAGGGCUUGGUGACGCGUGAGCGCGGCGACAGCUCCACACUUGAGUCCUUCAAGCUGCCGUUCUGCCACUCCGUGGGCUCCGAGUGCCGCGACCUGGCCUCCGCCGUGCAGCUGCUGCAGCCCACGGUGCUGGUGGGGCUGUCCACCACGGGGCCGGCGCCGCCCUGGGCCUUCAGCCAGGAUGUGCUGCAGGCCAUGGCCGCCUCCUGCCGUCACCCGCUCAUCUUCCCGCUGUCCGCCGCCUCGCCCGAGUGCUCCGCCGAGGACGCCUACCGCGCCACAGACGGCCGCGCGCUGGUGGCCACAGAGCAGCGGGUGGCGCCCGUCACGCUGCCCAGUGGCCGCACGCUGCACCCCAGCCAGUGCACCUCCACCUACAUCUUCCCGGGCGUGGGCCUGGGCUCCCUCAUCGCGCGCUGCACCAAGCUGCGCGACGAGCAGUUCAUCGCCGCCGCCGACGCCGUGAGCCGCCUGGUGGGCGAGGAGGACCUGGCGCGCGGCAGCCUGUACCCGCCGCUCAGCCGCAUACGCGACGUCAGCGCGGCGGUGGCCAAGGCCGUGGCUCAGAAGGCGUACGAGGGCGGCUUCGCCACGGCGCUGCCCAAGCCGCACAACCUGUACGAGGCGGCGCGGCAGAGCAUGUACCACCCGCAGUACAGGCGGUACAGGUGAAGGCCGCGCGGUGCUGCCAGCGGCUGUGGUGGUGCAGCAGGAUGAACCGAUGAAGUGACGAAAACGAUGUUUCUGUUGGUGGGCAUUUUCAUGCCGGUUGUGUCAUAUCCGGACGGUGCCUCGCAAACAACGUGGUUGCGGGCGGAGGAGCAGCCCAAGCGGCUACGGCGGUAUGCUGGCGGGCUCAGGGGUGCUUGCGGCUGGGCGCCCGCAGUACAAGCUUGGCCACAUGUGGCGACUGGCGUGAGGGGCGUGGACUGAGGGAGGAGGACAUGGCGCCAGUCGCAACGCCGGCGCGCAGUGACGCCAUGCAGGGGCGGGGGCGGGGGCGGGGAGGCUAGGGAACUUGCUGGAAACCACGAUACACAGUGCUUUGGCGCGGGUAAUGUGCUGUUGUGUUCAGGGGAACAUGGGCGGCCGGGUGACCUCCUAGACCUCUGGGGGAAGUAUGGGUAGUACAAGAGGUGUGUGGAGAUGGGGAGACAGGCAGCUCACGCUGUUGUCGUUGCUGUAUGUGGUGCCGGGCCGGUAGUCAUUACGUGCUAUCGAUCCUUGCCAAAUGGAAGCUCGUGUGCCUGCGGAAAGCGAGACGCCAUGUUUGGGAUGUGCCUGUAGUCAUUGACGAACACGUGCUGGCGCUACGCCCAUAUAAACAUGAAUGGCAUCAUGGCCACGGCACCGGUGCACGCGGCGCGGCGGCGGGCUGCGCGGCCCGCACCCGCUGAAUAACAUGAAUCAGGCGUUCAGCCGCG
Chlamydomonas reinhardtii is the source of this 2691-nucleotide messenger RNA. RefSeq lists its product as uncharacterized. The record is from RefSeq and is a predicted model, not a curated record. Gene Ontology annotation, molecular function: NAD binding; malate dehydrogenase (decarboxylating) (NAD+) activity; malate dehydrogenase (decarboxylating) (NADP+) activity. The transcript has 11 exons. Bases 86 to 1939 code for a protein of 617 amino acids. Gene Ontology annotation, biological process: malate metabolic process; pyruvate metabolic process. Lineage: Eukaryota; Viridiplantae; Chlorophyta; Chlorophyceae; Chlamydomonadales; Chlamydomonadaceae. Gene Ontology annotation, cellular component: chloroplast.